Bactrocera dorsalis (oriental fruit fly) is the source of this 15600-nucleotide messenger RNA. RefSeq lists its product as uncharacterized. The transcript is spliced from 6 exons. Gene Ontology annotation, cellular component: plasma membrane. The record is from RefSeq and is a predicted model, not a curated record. Gene Ontology annotation, molecular function: stretch-activated, monoatomic cation-selective, calcium channel activity. Lineage: Eukaryota; Metazoa; Arthropoda; Insecta; Diptera; Tephritidae. The coding region runs from base 2942 to 7327 and encodes 1461 amino acids. Gene Ontology annotation, biological process: calcium ion import across plasma membrane.
GUUAUAUUUUGCGAUGUUCCCUCAUGUAACAGCUGUGCCUUCUUUAUUUAUAACCAUUCUCUGAUUUUGUAACACUUCAUUUUUCACUACAUUUUAUGUUGUUUUAUAUUACUGCUAAUGGCAACACUGCUCAUAUUAACAUCCCUUUUCCAACGCUUCCGAUUAUUUGUAAAGUGGAAAGCUUUUGUGGAACGUACGCAGAAGAUAAACUUUUAUGCGCAACUCAGCCAAAAAGUGGGCUAUGGUUAAAGCAAGAAAGGGCGGCCAGGUAUUCUCGCACAUAGCUCAUCUUCGCUAUUCUCAGUAUAUUUGCUGCACUCUUAUUCUCUUUGAUUUCUAUUAAAAUUGGCAACUCCUCUGUCAGCAAAUGAGAGCAGGGCUACACACAAACACAGUUUUGUAUACAUCGCUGCUUUCGUUUCCCAUUGAUAUCCGUGCUUGCCUUUCCAAUUUUGCGCCAUCUGCAAUUGUAGCGCAGUCAGUGCCAUUUGGGGCCAUCAGCUAAGAAGCAGGGUAGUACGGUGUAUCCUGCAACGCGCAUUCGUUAAACAAAUCAAAUGAAAUAAUUGUAAUUAAAAAAUGCUCCAGAUAACAAUAAAUGGUCAAAAACUACUUAAUCCGUGAUCUACAUAUUUCCCCGUUUUCCAUGCCUUACUGCGAAAUAUUCACAUUCACAGUCAGUCGCACAAAAAAAUCGAAACGAAGCGAUUGAUUCUUGCACAAGAACCGACUUAUACGACGACAAUUGAAAGAAAAUUCAAGUGUGAAAAAUGUCUAUGCAUGCAAAAGUUAAGUGGACCAAAAGUAUCGCAUUGCGUAUAGAUAUUGCAUAUUGAAUAUGGAAUUUUUUCAAUCGCUAAAUAAUCGUGUAUGUUCUAUCUAUAAAUUUGAAUUUACUACAAUUAAAAAUCGGCAUAACAAUAGUUAAAUAAUUAAUGUGGCAUAUUUUUUAUAUUAAAUCUCUAAUGUUGAGGCUAUGAAAAGGCAAAGUGUAAAUAAUUUACGUAAAAAACAUUAUAUAAUUUAUAGCAAGUAAAAGCAUAGAUGCUCUCAUACUUCCUAUUCGCUUUUUGAGUUGUAUUGCAGUCAUAUUUCCGUCCUGGACUUACGUAAAACGUUCGGAGGCAGUCUGAGUUUUGAGAAAGGAAAAAUUAUAUUGAUAUAAACUAAAAAUUUAAUUUGACCCUCAUAUCGUAGAAUGUGCGGAUGCAUAUUAUUUAAAAAAAUUACGAGUGCCUAACAAAAUGUGAGUUCAAGAAAAAAUGUUUAAAACUCAAUAAAAAAACAUGGAACUUUGAAUGUGAAAUAAUUUACAAUUAUUCAUUCUAUUAUAAUAAACUACUACACAUAAAAAGUAAAAAAAAAGAAUAAAUAAUUUCUUCCCCCAAUAUCCUUCCUGAUUUGGCCCCUUACUAUAAAAUAUCUACAACGACAGUUAAGUUGAAUUAUAUAAAAAUUUUGUGGAUAUACGGAUUUUCAUAUUUAGGCGCUGUUCGUAUAAGUUCGUUCGCAGUUCGUUUCGGUUCUAAAACGCUUCGUAUUCUUCUUUCGGCUAUACGUGUAACCCAGAGUUUCGUAGUUACCUUUCGUUUUCAUCUGUCGGUUGUAGUUGCCUUUGUUAGGUUCAUCAGUACUUUGGUGAUUUACACAUCUUGUUCUUAAAGUGAACAUAUCUCCAUUUUUAUUGAGUUCCUUUCAAAAUGAGCUGAACACUUCGGUAUUGGAUCACAAAAAUUUCAUUUGGUAAGUUGUGGUGCGGGAAAGUGCAUUGGAAUAAACUGAGAUGAAUCGAGUUGAGUAACGAAAAUGAAAAAGCAAUGUGGGCAACACUCGGGUAUCGAUGAGAAAAAUAAUUGUGUUUCCUUGUGCAUCAAGUCUCAGUGAGUUAAAUUUAUGCCAAGUUUCUCGGGUUUUUGCUACAAUAAUUGAAGAGAAAAAAACGCUCUCCCGACCCUUGCAAAAGUAUAGUUAAAACCAAUUGGAAAUAAAAAUGGAUAAAUGCGCGUGCCAAAGAGAAAACGUUACUACCACACUCGUCUAUACUAACUAUAAAUGUUUUAAAUAAAAGCCCAAGAAGAUAUUUAGCGUUUAUUUGCCCCCAUCAAUGUGUAAAUUUCAAUUGAAAAAGAACAUCUAACAUUUUCGUGCGAUUUAGGCUUUUCGAGUGAUCAAAGUAUAAUAAAAUAAUGAGUUUCCACAAAAUUCAAACAAAAAUGAAGUUUGUCAGUGUUGAAUAUAAUAUGUAGUUUCAAGGUUAAUCGCGUUUACAAGAGAACUACACAUAAGUAUGAGCACACUACGACUGCUCGAACUGCUUGUGGGAAUAUGCCGACACAAUUCCGUCUCUCGUUUAGCACAACUCAUUCUUAAAUGCCUGCAGUUUCUAAUUUUGGGUACUUAUCGAUCGAUUAUUCUUAACAGUUUUUGUUAGUGUCAAUGUUAAUGCAACAUAUCAUCGUCAACACUUAAAAUUUCGCACCUACAAUUUUGGAUUUCGAGUAACGACACCAAUUAACACAUAUGUAUACACCUAAUUACAUAUUUGCAUAAAAGUGCCGAUUAACGGUAUGCUGAGCGCUGCUGAAACCGCAAAUAAAAUUUUAUGCUGUAUAUGCUGGGAGUUGAAAAUAACAGUUUUGGUUACAGCCUUCCUCCUAAAAGAGGUCUCACACGAUUGGACUACGGCUAUUAAUAAAUAUUAAUUUUAUGAAUAGUUCAAUUAACAUAUAUACUUAUGUUUGUAUGUAUAUCGCGUAUAUAGCAGAGUAAAAUAUUCGUAUAAUCGGCGAAGUUGUAACCAUCUGUUCCAGAGUACUAUCACCAAUAACACAAAGAAAAUAUGAUGGGGCCAUGAGCCCGUCAUUAUUUGUAUUAAAUCCGAGUCGCAAGCGCGUCUCAAGCGGGCCUGCACCAUGCUAGCACCGCCGAACCCGAGGUCAAUAUGCGGCCAGGACCCGGGCUGGUCGUGAUGGCGCUUGCGUUUAUUUCGGGGGCUCGGCGUGGCAGCACCAGCACCAGUUCCAAAUCAUCAUCAUCGGCCACAUCAUCAUCAUCACCACCGGCUUUUUUCACCUCUACCGCAUCCGAUAAUGAUCUUGAACCUCUGACACCUUCUCUGAUAUUUCCAGCCUUCCUCGGUGGAGGCGGUGUGCUAACAUCAGCUAAUUCACCAUCAUUAUCUAAUCAUCCUCUACAAGAUUCGGAAGGAGAAAAUCGCAAAGAGGAUUAUAACUACAUAUACAAUAGCCACAUAAACUUGCUCCCACUUGCAUCGGCAAGUGAUAGAUCAGUCCAAAGCGAUCAGCAUCUUCGGUUGGAAACUCUAUCUGGCUUAAAAUCGUCUUCCCGUGCAACUAGACAAACGAGAAUAAUACGAAGUUUAAAAAUAGGUAAAAGAAAACUAAACGAAAACAGACACGAAACCGAAGUCGAACGCGGGCGCGAUCGGGAAAGUGACAGCGUGGGUAACUCGGAAAGUGUGAUAGAUUCUGAAAGUGGUAGCGGUAGUGGAAUAUACGAUGUUGAUGACAUCAUCUCAAAUGUGGAAGCGAAAACUAGCGCCAGUCUUUUAAUUGAUGAUACCGCCGUCAAUAUAAAUACUGAAAAAAUUUCCCUACGAUAUCCUACAAAUUCUGCAGAUACAUCACAAUCUUUGGACGAGGAUGAUAUCUUAGCGUUGGUAGCCGAGGAUGAUCUUCUAUCGGAAGAAUCAUUUGAUCGACUCACGAAAUUCACAGAUGACAAAAUUGGUUAUGUCAUUGUUGAUGAUUAUGAUGUCGUAAAUGAGGACACAACUAGUGGUGUGAGUGAGGGCUUUUUAACUAAUGCUCCUGAAAAGAAACUACAAAAACCGCGGGACGUCAAAUACUUUAAAAAUGAGAAUAGUGCUGGCAGUGAAAAUGGUACUGAAGAUCACUAUAAUUUUCAAAAUGAACAAGAACAUAGAAAUGAAGAAGAAAAAACUAAUGUAAAUGCAAACCUAAAUAAAAACGGAAAAAAUUUCGUGGUAAAUAAAGAAAACAACCAAAAUAAUUUACCGGUGAUUGUCGAUACUUCGUUUGCGGCCGAGUUUAGUGAAAAUGGCUUGAGUCACACCAUUGCGACGGAUAAUGAGAGCAAUACUCGAAAUAUAAAUUGGUCAAUAUUCGAAAGCGAGUCUCCACUGACUCGACUUAAUCCCUGGAUAUCUGCUUGUGACCUAGCACAACCUGGUACGGCACCAGAUUUACAGGGUCAAUGCUCCGCUGGUACAUUACCAGUAGCGUGGGUUGAUGAGGGUCCCGGCCCUCCAACUUGCCCAAUUUCGUGUGAAAAAUUAAAGAUGAGUACAGUGACGAAAUUGAAAACUAAAUCUUAUAAUAAUAACAGUAAUCUAAUGAAUAAUUAUAAAGUAAAUAUUAAGACACCUAUUGGUAACCUUAAGGAUACCGCAACAAUAAUGAAAGUUCGUCGCGACUUAAAUAAAUGGAAUAGCAACGACAGCAAUCAAACUUCUUAUGGUGGCGAAAUGUCGAUUAGCACAAAAAUAUUGAAACAGCCCGAAAAGCAAAUGCUCUCUACUACACCUAUUCAAGCAAGUUCGUUUCAAGAUCAGCCACCCGAUUUCCGCAAACGAGAGAAUUUUGUGAAAAGUAAUACAAAUGAGGGCGAAACUGGAGCAUCAUAUAAAUAUCCCGACCAUAACCCAGUUGGAUUAAAAUACAAAAAAAAUGCUGCCCUUGCAUUCAACAACAAAGAAAAGAAAGAAUAUUUCGAUUACAUAGAGCAACCACAGCAACAGAAGGAACAACAGUGCCUUGAUUACUUGGGCGAUACAGAGGAUACAAGUCCGGCUCACUUGUGUACAUUCAAAUCGCCCGGCGAAUUGGCGGAUCGACUGCGUUCACUACGUUUACGGCAUUGUUGUGAGCGCAAUGUCUUUAGCGCCCUACAUACUCUCGCUUUAAAUGCCACCCUAAGUGGUGGAGUAGAAUGCGUUCGCACUCUCAUGGAUGUUAUGGACUUAGAUCUAUUGGCUACUCGCAUCACUUGUGAACUAGCGGAAAUUCUUUUUCGCUUCGAUUGCCGUCAAGUGUAUUCAUUAAUUCACCAAUGUGAGGAUUGUAAAGAGUCUUACCGACGUUGGGUAUGUAGCACCUUGGUACCAUAUUUUGCUGAAGAAGGUGACAUUUCUGUAUCCCCAAGUUAUAACAAUAAUCGAAACAGCAGCAAAAGUAACAGAGUGAACAAAGAAAAUAGUAAUCAAACUUUAGUUAAGGACAUUACUACAAAUAAAACUAGUUUAUUGCUUCCUAACCUAAAUUACCAGAAUGAAUUGAAAGACUUUGCAAAUUCAAAUAGGGGUUCAGUACAACGAACCAAACGCCAAAUGAACCAAAAUCUGGCAUUUUCAAAUACAUCUUCGAUUGACAACAAUAUAGUUGCACCUAUUAGAAACCUCACGUCCACGGUUUGGAAACGGAGUAAACGAAAUAUGGAUGACGAAUGCAACCGGCACCAACAUCAACCGCAACAGGGGCAACAAAUGCGUUCACAACAACUUAAACAAUCCAAUAUCUUCAUAUCGACUGCCAUUAAUGCGGAUCCAUAUAAUGAGGAUCCAGUGAUAUCAAAAAUAAUUAAACGAUCUAAACGAAAGGUGAUAUUCCGAAAGCGUAGAAGAAUACGACCCUGCCUAAGUGUCUGCCAAACGGUAGAGCAGAAGUGCCCAUAUCUGCUCCCAGCUGAUCGAGCUCCAGCGCUGCCUACACAAUACGCCGGCGAACCAACAUUUCUUUGUUUGGAUCAGAGCAUACCAGAAACUGGUGAACAAUUGCGUAAAUCAAGCUAUGGGCCUGCCGAAUGCUGUUAUAGCUACUGUAAUAACAUCGCAGAUGGAAUUUGUGCCUCUUGCAAUGAGUUCAUACAAGAUAAAGAGAAUUUUUCUCCGAUUGUAAGUUCAACUCCACGUUUACACAAUAUCACGCUAACGGCGACUGGCCAGUAUCGAUUGGAUGCCCGUUUGGAAGCAACCUUGGCGAAAGACUCGACGAAUAAAAUGGCUGCCAGCAUAUCAAUUGCACUAAAAAAUAGAUCAGCAACAGCCGUAAGUGGCCAAAUCGAUCGUUUACAAUAUUAUGCCCUCUAUGAUGGCAUCUAUUACUACGACGAGAACACGGCCGAUAUGCCUGAAGCCGCGAUCUCGGACGAUUGCCCACCAGUACCGUCGGUGACAAAUCGCUGUUCCAUACCGUACUACGCCUCAUCGGCGGUGGCCAUCCGCUUACAACAAAAAACAGUACCAAAAGAUGUAAGUGGACACCACAUGCUGUUAUUGCUCAGCGCAAUGCUGUGUUUGCUGACGAGUCAAACUGCCGCAAUUCAGUUAAAAAGUCAGACACACCCGAAUCAAAAGCUGCGUAAAUACAUACUGCAGAGUUCAAAGCAUUUUUAUGUCAGACAUUCCCCAUCUAGGGUGAGGUACAAACUUUCUUCAGCUAUAUUUGCAACAAAUGAAUUCAUUUACUUGGCUGAUCAUUCUGCCAUAAAACAAAAAAUUCAAAAAAUAGCCUGGACCGUCAGUUCGUUGGAAAACUUCACAGAACCCACCAUACUCUAUAUUAGUAGUGAUAUUUACGAAAUCAAUACGAGUAGCAUCAGUCGUAGCGUCCAUGAAUGUGGCAGAUUUAUACAUUGUUGCAUUGAGAAAAACCUCAAAAGUGGUAAUACUAAGUGUAAAAAUUCAAAAGAAAUCAAGCAAAGAAAUCAAGAAUUAAGUGGACAUCAAAAUCGAAAUAGAUUAGUAAGCGUAAAUAAAACUACAAAUGGUAAAUGGAAUGGGAAGAAAACAGCGUUCAGUACAGAAUAUGGUGUAUUAAAUCGAUUAAAUGAGAAUUGCAUUCGUAGUACUAAGUACAGGGGCUAUGUAAGGUAUAAUUAUGUUCAGAUGAAUAUAGGAAAUAAUAAUAAAAUUACUUAUAGAUUAAAUAGCCAAUUGUAUUUUAAUAGUAAUACUAAAAUCUAUCGUAGGAAAAAGAGUAGUAAAAUUAGAAAUUUUAAUAUCGCUACCAUCACAGACUAUACUAAAUAUCAUAAAAAUGAUGUAAUUGAAAUAACAUCAAAUUUAAACAAUUAUCUAAAAACAAAAGAAAACUUAAAUUAUUGCAAUUACACAAACAAUUGUAAGUCUAAUAAUAAGGAUAGCAUUGACAGAUUUUAUUUUAACAAUGCAGAAAAAAAUUAUCAGAUCAUUUACUACUAUAAUUUCAAUAUUAAUGAUUGGUGGCGGCGAUGGUGGCGGUCCCCAUGGACAUGGUCUACUCUGCGACAACCCCUUGUCAUAUUAUAGUUCCCCGUGCUGCCUUUUCAAAUAACAGCGUUUGAUGUCUCUGUAUUCGCAAGAUUUUCAUUUCAUGUUACUUUUCAUAAAACCCUUCACUAGUUUUUACAUUUUCCACAUAAGUGUGAACAUCUUGUCAUAAUUCUGGCUUUGUUCUUUAAAUUCAAGUUUUCAAAGCACUAUGAGUUUUGGCUGAAAAAGUAGUUGUCAGAAGUCUUGAUGGUUGCCUACAAUAUUAGGCAACAAGGAAGACAUUGAAAAUAUGAAAUACUUCUUUCUACUGGCGUUUAUAUACAUACCUACAUAUUCGUUACAUGUAUACAUGAAAUUAAUUUCCCUAGGAUAUGUUUAUUGUUUCUGUCCAUUUAUCACAUGAUUUUUUGCCAUACAUUGUUGUAGUUUGCAUUAUUCGGGCAGUAAAAAUUCAGUAGUUAUAAACUACUUCAUAACUAGGAGAAAUCAUAAUCCUAACCAGUCAGCUCACUUUUUCCCAUACAAGUACUUAUAUAUGUAUAUAUAAAGACAUAAAUUUGUAAAAUCAAUAGAUUUGUAAUUGAUUAAGCCAAAUAUUUUUCGGAUAAGUUCGAUUCCGUUUUCACUGUACAACUCCUAUUGAAAUAUGAGUCUUAGUGUCAAAUUCAAACAAUAAAUUGUAAUCAAAUAUUCAAUUAUAAUGUUACAUAUUUAUAUGUACAUAUUUUAUUUAACAAGUCAAAAAGGAUGCCGCAAAACUAUCUUUGUGUCCAUUGUGCGCGUUUGCAGCAGACAACUUUUGCUGCCCGAGGACGCCGACUUGCUCGUACCCCGGCAACACGUUUUUCGACAUUCGUUUUAGUUUUGAAAUACUUUGAGCUUUUGCAAUUGCGCUCAAUUCGAAUGAGUAUUUACUAUACAUACAUAUAUGUAACAAAAGUUUCACACCUUUAUAGAUUAUCAUUGCCUCCUUUGCCUGCUUUGAAAUUUCCCCAAAUUUAAUAGUAUGCUGGUGUUUGGAAUAUACAUACAUAUGUACUUAGGGUGCCGGCUUAGUGGAGCUUAAAGACGAACGAGCGCACAGCUAAUUUCGAUCAGUGCUGAUUUUAGCAGAGUAGAUGCAAAAUUCAACGUUGACUUCCGCACAUACUUUGCUAUUAUACUGUUUUGUUUUGCUUUGUUUCUUGUUUGUAAUAGCUUCUUUUAACCACAAAUGUUUCAGCUCGAAUAUAAUUUUAGUUAAAACUAGAAAUAUAAUUAAUUAAUUAAAGUUUUGUGCACAAAAAAUUAACCUCAGGUAUUUAAUAAAUUCCGAUGAAUUAGGGAAUUCCAUAAGUUUUCGCCUGAAAAUAAUAAGGAAAAUGUGAGAUCAACAUCCAAAUGAACUAUGCAUCACUCUAGUCGGUGCCGAAAGGCGAUCAAUUGCGGCUUUAGCUUUGGUCAGCGUCCACCAAGCGAGUGCCUAUGCAAUUUCGUAUGAAAAUAUACGUAUGUACAUAGUUUUGAAGCUUAUUUCUCGCUUCCUUCAGCUUUGCGCUCAGUUAGUCUUUGAACGUCAGAGUUGCUUGCACCCUUACAUAAAUUAACUGUUGUAUACACUUCAUAUAACUACAUGGAACACAUAGAGGACGGCAAGGGACAGGGAGCAUCUAUUAAAUAUUUAAAUUACCAAUAAAAUAUGAAUGUAUGUAUUGUUCAAAGCUCUAACAAGCUUACCAACAGAAGCAUAAAAUAACCUCUGAUAUACUUGUAUCAUGUGCAAUAACAAUUGGUCAUUUAAAACCAAGGAAUCGGUCUGUUAUUUUUUGCACAAAAAAUUUUAAUGAACAAAACACUUAAAUUUCAUUCAAGUGAACAAUUUUAGUACGUCAGCAGGGAAAUUGUGUACAUCAGCUGAAGCUAGCAUCAAGACGACAUUUGCAGACAAGAAAACAUCGCUGUCGUGCAGUCGUCUAAGUGUUCAAAGCAAUAUUUACACUGGAGCUGAUAUGAGCGGCGGCUGGAAUAUGAGAAUUAAAGAAAUAACUUAUGGAAUAGGUGCUUUGAAUUUCUCUUUAAAAUGUAAAUGUUCAGUCGCCAAAAUUUUAAUAUCUAUUAGCAUUUGUUUUGAAUGGUAUGAAAUGGAUGUCAUUAUCGAAUAACUAUGAAUGUUACGAUGGGUCUAAAUAGAGAUAUUCUCGCAAAUAAUAUAUGUUUUUGUACAUGUAUAUGUACAUUGCUCAUAAACAUAUUAUAAGUUAUAAUGGAAAUUCAGCACAUACAUACAUAUGCAUACAUACAUACAUACUCACUGACAUUGUAAAUGAAUCAACAUACAAGUACGACUAAUCCAAAGCAAAAGAACAAAAACUUCACUUGCGUAGAUAAAUAAAUCAUAUUUUAUUACAGUUAGAAAUAAACUGAAGAUAAUAUAUAAAAAAGAAAAUAAUAUUUAAACCAAAAACUGCCAAAAGUUUAGUUUUUUAGGUAAAGCCCUAUUAUAAGUACUUUAUUAAAAUAAAACAAAACGUAAAGAAACCGAAAGCCAAUAUUUAAAAUAGUAAAAUUUACUUGAUUUAAAUCUAAAGAAAUACUGUAUCUUCAACAAAUAAACACAAUAUUAGACUAAAACUACACACACACAAGAGCAAGCAAAACAAAAAGUAAAUGAUUAUUAAUACAACUUAGAGACACAUUAAAUCUAAAAUUAAAGGAGCAAUGUAACACACAACUACCGACUUUAAACUUCGGAAAUGCAGAAUUAUGGUUACUAAUGCGACUUUAUAUACCAACACAUACAUAUAUACAAUUGUUUUCGUAACAAUAGAUUCAGUAAUAACUAACGAAAAUGAAUAUAAACAAGCAAAAAAAGUCUUUAAUAAAACAUUAUUAGCAAUUAAUUGACAGAAAUUUGUGACCAACGAGGAUCAAUAUCGUAGGCACAUUUCUCGAGAAAUUAUCACACAUACAUACAUAUGUAAAUAAUUCAUAGUAUGUUUGCGAGCUGUCAACAAUGCAGAUUAUUCGGAAAAGCAAAUACACUCAGCCACAAUUAAACAAAUAACAAUGAGAUUUAUUGUUAUUAUGUGAACAAACAAAAUCGGUAUAAAAAAUAUAAGAACAGCAUUUUUAUUUAGUUUUAAUCAAUGAAGCGCACAGUAAAAGUAUAAAUAAGAAUUAUUGUAAAGGUAAAUGGUAAUAAGAUUAAUUUUAUAACAAAACACCGUCAAUCCAAAACUAUAAUUAAAAUAUAUAAAACAAUGUAUAAUAUACAUAUACAUAUAAGUAUAUAUGCAUAUAUACAUACAUAGGUGCAUAUGUUUAUAGAUGUAUGUAUAUAUAAAUAACAAAAGCAUAGUAAAUGCCAUAUAAAACUAUGUAUACACCUAUACAUAUUUGGAAAGUAAUACGUGUCGAGUAGUUAAAAAAAACAUGUUUGUAACUGCAUAAAUCGUAUAAAUUUGGUGGUGUAUUGGUAUUACUAUACCCAUAUGUUACUUAAAAUUGUGAACGAUCGUUAUUUGCUGCCGUUAUAUGUACCUAAGUAUGUAAAUUGAAUAUUCUUCACCGGAAAAAAUAUUUAUCGUUUCUGUAAUUGAAAAAUUGUAGUAUUUUUAUAUACUGUAUAUGGAUAAAUUGAAAGACCUCGGUUUGUCUCUUUAACAUCCUAAAUUCAAAGUGUGCAUGCAGUUAAAAACUUUUACAUCCGUUAAACAUCUUUGCACUUAUGUUCUUGUAACUCAAUUGACAGACCUUCAAACUUUUAUUUACAGAAUGUGUUUUCAAUAUUUUAAUACACAUGUGCUCUUUUAUCACUCUGAAAUCCCAUUCACAUGGGGAAAAAUUUGUUUUGUCAACCCGUAGCUUCAUAAGGAAUGGAGGCACAGGGAAAGAGAAAAAGUAGCGGGUUGCUUGUACUCGGGUCCACGCUCUGUGUUCUUCUCUGUAACAGAACUAAAUUAAAAUAUUUUGAGUGCCGAGUAAAUACAAGAAAAUUAUACAAAGCAAGUAAAAAGGGGCUAAGUUCGGGUGUAACCGAACUUUUUGUACUUUCGUAAUUCGCUAAGAUCAAAAGCGUUUCCUUGUUUUACUAAAUCGUCAAUGGAUUAUUAUUAACUUAUCUUACCUUUCACUUGUUUGUUUAGGUUGAAAUCAACAAAUGUACUAUAUUGAGUAUAUUUUGACUGCUUGUGUUAACGGUUAACAUUAAUUAAGUGUUUCCACGCAAUUUUAUUAAUAAUUCCUUGACCGCUUUCACACAUUUUCGGCAUUAAACUACAGUAUAUCUAUUGUUAUACGUUUACUAAACUUUCGUAAGAUAUCUUACAUACAUCAAGAUGCCGCUCCUUAAUGCGAUUCGUAGUACACAAUUUUUGUUUUGUAUCCUGUUGUGGAGCUUAGCUAUGGUAAAAUAGGUUUUCGACUAAUGACUUUUUGGGGGCGUGGCAAUGGUCCGAUUCCAUUCAUCUGGAAUACCAACUUUCUUAUGGGGCCAAGAAACUUGUGUGUAAAGUAUUAUUAAGAUAUCUCAAUUUACAGCUUACACAGACUGGUGGAUAUUUAACUCAAUAGGGGUAUUUUCUUGCUCUUGCAAAACCCUUGCACGGUGCACGAAUUGCAGAUAUUUUCUCUUGGUGCACCGGCACAACAACAAAUACACGCAGAAAAUUAUUUGCAAUGGCUGUAAAAUAUGUCAGACCAAAACCCAUGUUUAUUCCCGUGCAAUGACACGUAAAAAAAUAAUUGCAACCCUAUGGUAGCUGUCAUUUCCCUUAAAUAAAUAUUUUGACGUUAAAUGAGGAAGGUAAAUUUUAAAUAGAUUUUACAAUUUCUAUUUAAAUUAUAAAGAUUGGUUACAGUUUUUUUGUUAAGAAUGAAUGCAGAAAGUACGCCAAUUCACAAUAGCUAUGCACAAUAGUCAUUUACAAUAAAUUGACCGAAUCAGCCGUUCAUAUAUCACUAGAUUCUGCAAUGGGUGCUUUCGUGCUCUUGUAUAUUUCGGUAUAGGAUUUUUGCAAUCUGCAAUCUUGCAAGAGCCAGAGAAUUCCUCUAAUUAGUUUUAUGUCAUGCAAGCAACCGUUAGAUGAACAAAACUAGAUACAUGGUUUGUCCGGAAAGUAAUAGGACUGUACUUCGGAGCGUGCGCGCACCGACUGGAUUCGGUAGGGGGCGUUCCUAACUAGCUAGGUUCAGGACAAAAAUUUUCGUGCAACGUGUGUCUGUGAGUGGUGCAAGCCGAAAGUGCAGCGUUCGUUAGAGCAGAGGUACGCGAUUAAAUUCUGGAUGAAACUCGGUAAAUCGGCGAAAGAGUCAUUUGAUGUGGUCAUGCAUGCUUACCCAAAUGUUGCUUUAGCAAGACGUUGUGUGUUUCGGUGGCAUCAGGACUUUUUAGAGGGCCGGGAAGAGAUCGCUGAGGAAGACCGGAGGUAUGGGGAAAUCCAAAGUGAAAACGAGGACCAUUGUAUUUUUCGACAUUAAAGGAAUCGUCCAUGAAUUUAUUCUUCCUGGACAAACCGUCAAUGCCAAGUUUUAUGUGGAAGUCCUCAAGAGACUCAAACGAAGGUUCAAUCAGGUCCGAAAAGACAUCGGAGGCGAUUGGAAGUUGCACCACGACAAUGCUCCGGCUCACACCACCUGAGGCCCCGGACUUGUUUUUGUUUCCUUGGCUGAAAAGACCGAUGAAAGGGGUUCCAAGCAGCAUGCACCUCGGCUCUCUAGGCUAUUCCGGAGAAUGCCUUCCGUGACGCCUUCAAUGCUAGAAAAUCGAGUUGGCAGCGCUGCAUCGACGCAGGAGGAGCCUAUUUUGAAAGUUUUUGAAGAAUUGUAACGAUUGGUUCAAUAAAUUUUUUUAAAUCGACUCACUCCUAUUAUUUUCCAGACAAACCCUGUACUUUAUAUGUUGCGAGAGUGUAAUGGAAGGUGUGAAUGUAUUGAGUGGAAAAACUUUUACUUAUGUACAUACUACAUAUGACACUACCUACUGUUGAUGCCAACAUUCGUUUCCAAUGAUUCAAAGCGAUUUUCUAUGAAAACGAACAAAAAAUUGCCUAUAAACCAACAGUAUGAUAAACUAUGUAAAUGUAUUUUAAACUGACAGAUUACUUUAUGAAAGAAGUGAAUACGAAGAUAUUAUACACAUACAUACAUAUGUACAUGUGCCUAUAAAAAUAUGUCAAUGUUAGCUAAAAACUAAAUUUGUUUUACACUUUGCUAUAAUUUUGAUUACAUGCUUAUGAAAUCGGCUCAAAAUUUUCAAAUUUAUGAUGUUACAAAAUUUUUAACUUCGAAUUAUAAUUACAGAAAUAUACACAUUAUUGAACAGCCCAUAUUUUGUAUGUUUUAAUGACAGCACAUUUGUUAAAUUUAAAUUCCUCCCUGGCUGUAUACGAUACAUACCCAUCCAAUCGAUACAUGCACAGCUCAUUUCCAUUCGACCAUUAACAUUUUUAUUAAAAUUUUCUGUGGACGCUAUUGUUCAAGUGGCAAAAAUGGUAAAAAUGCAUGUGUACAUAUUGAUAUUUUUGAAUUACUUGUAGCUUCAUAAAUUAUUGACAAUAAAAGAUUAUCGCAUAUUGUAAAGAAGGUUCAGAGAUUAUAUAUUGAAUAUGUAUGUAUAGUAUAAACAAUAUUAAUUUUGCAGCUCGAAUGGUCAAAUCGUUAAUUAAAUUAGCUUCUAUUUGAAAUAAUGAAAAUCACAUUCGUACUUGUAUAUAAAUAUAUGUAUACCUAUGUAUGUAUGUAUAUGUUUAGCACCAGGAUCCUCUUUUGAUUGCUGGCUAAAUGCCAAAACAAAUCAAAAUGGUAGAUGUAGUUACUGUAAUAAUUAAUUAUCACAAUAAUUUAGUGAGUUUGUGUCAGAUAUUUAUUACGGUAUUCAAAGGAAUAAUAUAUCCUGGGAUAUAAUUUUUUAUAAUGUGUUGAAUGUAUUUAACAUUCAUCUAGAAUCUGUUGCUAUUCAGUAUACCAUACAGUUCUGUUGCGUUUUAUGUAUUUGGGUGUUUUCCUUAUUUAAGCAGACAGAUAUUCCAACUGAAUUUACAUCACAUUGAAAAUAUAUAGUUUUUCCAUACGCCUGCGUUUCCUAUACAAAAAUUACAUUAAUAAUUUUGUUUUAGGUUUAGAUGUAGUCGUUUUGUGAAUGUAUUCAGUAAUUACUUUUAAUAGUGCCCGAUGAUUUAUGUGUGUUGCUGUUUGUAUGUAUGUGCAAAGCUGUCGGAUUUUGUUGUAAUUUAAAAUUGACACCCAUUUUAAAUAAUUGAUAAUUUCCAUAAUAUUGACUUCUCGAUUUGACUCGAUCGCUAAAUCUGAAAGACAAACACAAACCAACAAUUCAAUACAAGCAGAAUGCAAUGCGAUGGAAGCGAGAAAUCGACUAGAAUAAACAACAACUUGUUACGAGAUACUUUUGUAUAACUUUUGAUAUAAUAUAGUUAACAUGAAUAGAUGCCUAAAUAAUAAAUUAAUAUUAAUUUAUUGUAUUAAAAUUAAAAAGUAAUGAUAAAAAAACGUCAAUGACAUGUAAUAAAGUUAAUAGUUGCAGAAAAAUCGAAAUUUUAGGUUAUUAGAUUUAAAUGUUUAGACGAAGACAUAAGGGAAGAGCUAGGGUAGAGAGUGGUUAGUCAUUAAAUAAAUAAAAAUGUCAACGAUUAGUUAAAUUACGAAUUGAAUUACUUUAAAUCAUAUAAAAAUAACCUUGCGUACAAAAAUUAAUACAAAAUAUAUAUAAAUAAUCAACGGAAUAGAGUUGCUUAAACGUGAUUAACUACGAUUGGACCGACUACUACAUACGUACCUAUAUGUACGAGUAAUAAAAUAAAUUUGGGUGAAUGAGGUGGUAGCACGAAGAAUGCUAAACGAAGGAAUGAGGCGUUUUGAAAGCAACCGUCAAGUUGCACUUUUGAUAACACACAAAAUAAUAAUUUUUUUUGUUUUAUAUUUCAGUCAGCAUACACUGCAGGCAAUGUUAUUAUAUUAUAGUUAUUAUAAUUAUUUCCACUUAAACUUAAUUAAAUUAAGUUAGUUCAAUAACGAAAAACACAGUCACAGUCACAUUUACAUAUACAUACACACACACAUAUACGCACGGAACAAAUUAAACACAAACACAUUAUCAGAGAGCGGAAACGAUCAGUAAAUUAAAUAACUGAUAUUGAAAUUGAAUACAUAUGUACAUUUGUAUAUCAGAAAUUGAAUCGAUAAUUACAAUGCAAAAAACGUAAAUUUCCUUGAAGUAAACACGAUUUAGGCAAUUAAACUUAAUGUAAAAUUCAAUUUUAUAUCCUAAACACAGACAGGUCAACUGUUGUAGGUCGAAUAAAUUAAAAGAAAAA